AUUUUUCGUUGCGUUCAACUGCUCAGAGCUUUACUGUCAGUUUUAAGCGAGUAAAAUGUCAAGCAGUAUGGAGGAACUGCUUCGCAAUCUGGCUGGGAGGGACAAGACCGAGAUCAUUAGCAUCAUUUGCCAAUUGAUCUCGUGCUUCGGCCUAAACCAGGCAGAUUUGCAGGGCAAUACAUUGCCAGUCUCUGGGCCCGGCUGUCAAAAUCUGACAGACGGGAAUCAGGGAGUGGCUAAUGCUCCGCCUGCAAGUGACAAUUCUCUCCGUGACAGCGAUCACGAAAGCGUACACUCCUCCUCUUCCUCCGCUUUGAAGAAGAGAAGAAUCAGCGAAGAUUUUCCACCUCUACCAGAUGUGUCCACAAACAAGGUAGACGAGUGGAUUAAGAAAGGCAAACAACCGAAAAAAGCAAAGAGAUUGCAGAAGAAGGUUGU
This is a messenger RNA of Leptinotarsa decemlineata (Colorado potato beetle), 438 nucleotides long. RefSeq lists its product as uncharacterized. The record is from RefSeq and is a predicted model, not a curated record. NCBI's taxonomy places the organism in Eukaryota, Metazoa, Arthropoda, Insecta, Coleoptera, Chrysomelidae.